UGAUCUUGCUUGUUGCACACCUGUCGAAGGAGAUAUAUAUAUACCAAGGAUCGUUAAUGCACACAUCAUAAAAAUACAAAGAAAAAAUAUAAUAAAAGAAAAAAAGGAACAGGAAAAAAGUUAACAUAAAAAUAUCAGGUAACUUCACUAACGAUAACAGCAACAGCAUCAACAUCAAUAGCUAUCACAACAUUAACAGCGAUAACGAAACGCAAUACAAACAUAAAAUACCGACGCAAAGUUUGCAUUGUAAUAUUACAUUAUUUUUAUCGGUGUCAUUGAGUUUGUUGUUGUGUGGAUGUAGUGGCUAGCAUCAUCUUCAUAGACGGUUUACGCCUACCUUUACGUUGCAUUGAAAUUUUGUUUUUGUUCGUGUGUGUGUGUGUGUGUGAGUGUGUGUGUGUGUGAGUGUGUGCGUGUGUGCGUGCGUGUGUGUGUGUGCGUGAAUGAAAAUCCUGAAUGUGUUUAUAUAGGUGUCCUUUGAAAAAUUGUAAUAUUUCUAGAUUUCUCACGUGGAUUUUACACAAACAUACACACAUAUCCAAUAACUCUCUCAAAGACGUUCACGCGUAAGCAAGCAGGCGCAAACACACACACACACGCAGACAGACAGACAUACAUACACACACACGUGCGCGCGCACGCGCAGACACAUAUACACACGCAGACACACACACACACACGAUGCGCAGACGCAUUUUCUCGCAAAAACAGUAAAUACAAUUAUAUAUCCAAAAAUAGAGUACGACUAAUUACACAUACAUCCAUACAUACAUAUAUAUGCAAGUACAUAUAUUCACUCAUACGGACACACAUAGCUACCGAGAUAAAUAUAGGUAGAUAGAUAGGUAGAUAGAUAAAUAGAUAGAUAGAUAGAUAGAUAGAUAGAUAGAUAGAUAGAUAGAUAGAUAGAUAGAUAGAUAGAUAGAUAGAUAGAUAGAUAGAUAGAUAGAUAGACAGACAGUCAAAUAUAUAGAUGAAACGCAUGAAGAAUCUUAUUCAUUGAUAAGCACUUAGUUAAAUAAAUAAGUGUAUAUAUAUUUUUAAUUGCAGAGAAUCAUGAAUUUGUGUAGACAUAAAUUCAAAAUGACCAUAACAACGGAUGGCAGGCAUUAAAGAUAUCUUAAAGAAUUAAAGAAUUUUUGCAAAAGAAUUUUAUAACAACAUAAAGAAUAACAAUUACGCGAUGAACAGAAGUGGAUUACAAAUAACAUAAAAAUAACUAAGGAAAUAUAUACCAGCAGCAACGAGAGCAAGAAACAAAGUAGUCUUACAUCAAAGGUGAAAGGUAGAUGUAUAUAUAGUAAAGAGAGAGAUAUAUUUCAGUCUCGGCGAGAGGGAUACUGGAAAGUUGGUGCUGAAAUGUAAACAGCUAUGGCAGAAGUGGUACUGGACAGUUUAUUUAAAGGAGAUCGCUACACCACCAACAUCAUCAUCAGCAAUACGUAUAACAGUGCUAACUCUACCGCCACUAUCACCACUAAUAACAACACCAAAAACAUUAACACCAACAAUAAUAAGAUUAAAAACAAAAACAACAACAAACGCAAUAACAAUAACAUCCAUAUAAAACAGAUUAAAAAUAACAUUGGAUGCAAUAGCAAGUACAAAGAUUGGAAUCACAACAAAAUUAGAGACACAACCUACAGCAAAGACCACAAUAAUUGUUAUCAUAUCAGUAAGAACUACCACUCGUCCACCUCUGAUCAUUUCCCCUACGUUUCUGACUGCAGCAACAAUAACAACAAUAAUUACUGUUCCUAUAACGACAAUAACAAAGAAGAAAUACAGCGAGUCAAGCGUGACAACAAUUACAACAUCAGAAAGACAAAUACCGGUAACAACAACGACAACGACGGCGAUAGUAACAACACCAACACCGCUAAAAGUGAAAGUAGCAAUCAUAAAAAUAAAAGUGGACAAAACAAGGUAGAUAAAAGCGAUCUAAACAACACUUACAACAAUAAAACGAACAGGGACCCAAGUAAUUUGAGUAAGAGCGUUAUCAACUACAGCAACGACGACAUCUACGGCACCCUUAAAGACGUCAAGCAAAACGACUAUAACAGCUUCAAAUACACAAACAACAAUAUUAACAAUACCAACCGUUUCUAUUUCCAAGACAACGAUAACAAAUAUUUCAAACAAUACAGUCACCACACCGACCACAGUCACAACAAAACCUUAGAUAAUUGUAUAGAAUUCAUAAGAGAAGACAACAACAAAAGUAAGGGCAUCGUUAAACGUAGUGGCUACCACGACAGUGAGUGUUAUAUCAAAUACAUCAAACACGAACUCAGCAAGGCGAAUACGAAUAGUGACAACAACAAUUACAAUAACAAAAGCAAUAACAUCAACAACGAAAAUAAUAACAAUCACUGCACCGACGCCUUCGACAACAAUAACAGCAUCGACAGUAAUAUUGACCGUGUAAAAAGUAACACACACCGAUAUACAACCGUUAGCGGCAAUUACGUACACGACAACAGAAUUAUCAACAGUAAUAAUAUUUACAACUACCCCCAGCAAAGCAACUACCACGAACACCUUCACCACCACCGCCACCACCAACCACCACCACCAUCACCACCACCACCGUCACCACUGCCGCCACCACCAAUACAACAACAUCAACUUACAUCACGAAAGCAAUAGUAGAAACAAUAAAAUCAAUCUUAACUAUAACAAUAACAAGCUCAACAACAAUAUAUACAACUCCUAUAGUCAUAACUCUCACAACAACAAUAACUACGAUUAUUACUAUUACUACUACUACUGCCACUAUUAUACAACAAUAACAAAUACAAGCUAACUAAGGGACAUUUCCAAGGCAAAGAAAAAGAAACGGGGAUAGAUACCGCAAUAUGUGAAAAUGGUAGAUAGAUCAAUAGUGAACAUGACAGAUGCUUUUCCAGACAGGUAUUUCAUGAAUAUGGAGCAAGACAAUGGCUUAGAGUUAUCAUGACAGUGAAAUCUUGCCUUGAAAUGUUUUGCUCAUAGCUCGAGUCAUUCAAACUUGCUUCAAGUGUAUCAUUUAAAAUUCCAGACUAUGGCAAUGCACAAUUCACCGUAUACAACUUGGAGUAGUGCGAUGGAUCUGAAUCAGGCUACAUUAGAUCUCCAAGAUUAUCCUCGAACAGGAAUGAAUAGCACUUUUCCUGCUUUCAAUGAUUCGAAUAAAUGCGAUGAAAUUCUAUCAUAUUUGGCAGAACCACCUCUACAACUAUGUUUCUGGGUUAAAUUUGCUCUAGGUUUUUUCCUCAGUUGCUUGGCUGGACUAACUAUUUCUGGCAACUGUUUAGUAAUUGCAGCAGUAUUAACACACAAUCACUUGAAAAGUUACACAAAUGCCUUUGUUGUCUCCUUAGCCAUUUCAGACACGCUUGUCGGCGGCGCCGUUAUGCCCUAUGCCAUCAGACAGUUAAUGUGGGAUAACCACUGGGGACAUGGCCUCAUUCUGUGUCGUAUCAUCAUCUGCUUAGAUGUAACAUUCACAACAACAUCCAUCUUUCAUCUGGUCUGUUUAGCUGGAGAUCGCUAUCUUGCAAUUUGUCGACCAUUUCAGCAUCAGAAAGUAAAAAAGAGACAUGUAGUUAUUUCUAUAAUCCUUUGUUGGACUGUACCACUGCUAAUUUCGUUUGUUCCUAUCGCCAACGAAUGGAAUUUGAAAGGCAUAGAGGCAAUAUAUGAAUGUAUAGCUCCACCUGGUAGUGAUACGUGUGUUUUUCUUGUUAACAAAGCAUUUGCGUUUACGUGCUCAGCUGUAGCCUUUUAUAUUCCGUCCGCCUUCCUCGUAAUGUGCAACGCACAGAUUUAUACAGCGGCCAAAAGACAGGCAAAACAAAUAAGGACGCUUGAGCAAGCAAUCAUUCAGAACAAAAACAAACGGAAAGCUUUCAAACACGAAGCAAAAGCUGCUAAAACGUUAGGAAUAAUAAUGGGUUGCUUCUGUGUUUGUUGGUGCCCAUUUUUCAUUAUAAACGUUAUUGAUGCUAUUAUCCAGUACCAAACCCCCUACUACUUAUGGCAGGUGGCAGUUUGGCUAGGAUAUAGCAACUCUACAAUGAAUCCUUUUUUAUUUUAUUUUUUUAAUCGAUCAUUCCGAAUAGCAUUCCGUCGGAUUCUAAGAAUGAAAACGAACCACGGAACAGUGGCACAAUGUGAUGAUUUGACCACUGCCGCAGCAGGUUCUCAAGGUUCUGACAUCAAUUGUAGGUAUUUUCCAGCUCAAACAAAUGGAUUUGAAUACGAAUGUAUAUAUAUAUAUAUUAUAUAUAUAUAUAUAUAUAUAUAUAUAUAUAUAUAUAUAUAUAUAUAUAUAUAUAUAUACCCAGUCAUAUUUACAGAUGUAGGUUUUGUGAAAUCUUUAUAUUUGGUGCCAUGAUAUUCCAUGGUGUUCCUGAAAACAAAUGGCUUUGAGAACAUGCGAUUAUAUUCUCUCAUUCAAUCUAAAGUGGACUCCAACUUUAACUGAUUAAAGUAUUCUGCUACUAGAAUCACGGCUCAGAUAGUUAAUCUGUUGUAUUUCUGAAGGAAAACAACUGUAUUAAACAGAAACUUUUCCCCAUUUGUUUCUUUUAUCUCAGUCAAUGAUUUCUGCUUCAUCAUAUACACUACAAUGGGAGCAGUAUAUCCUAUUUUUUAGCCUUUCUUAGCGUCAAUCCAAUCAACAGAAAUACACAGAUUUAUCCCACUAAAUCACAUACACUCUCUGCUCUAAUUCUAAAACAUCAUUCGAAACAAACUUUGCUUCAUUAUUAUUGGAGAGGGAGGGAUUAAAUUAAGUUAUUUUGAUGAGUACUUAACAUCUAUAUUAACGAAAUUUCAUUUGAGGUUUGAAUUUCUUCACCUUAGAAAUUUGACUGGGAAAAUCUGGAAACGCAAAAUUUGUUGGUAAAAGAGCUGAAAUGAUUACAAGAUGUCUUAUAGGACUGGGUUUCUACAUCAGUGAAACAGAAACAUUAUUGAAAAUAAUUUCGUGCAUUCAGACAGUCCCUUAGUACAUUCAAACAUGCAACCAUUUAAUAUGCAGAGACUGAUUUUGAUAUAUAUAUAUA
Messenger RNA from Octopus sinensis (East Asian common octopus), 5057 nucleotides. RefSeq names its product 5-hydroxytryptamine receptor 4-like. NCBI's taxonomy places the organism in Eukaryota, Metazoa, Mollusca, Cephalopoda, Octopoda, Octopodidae. The transcript has 5 exons. The record is from RefSeq and is a predicted model, not a curated record. The coding region runs from base 3050 to 4384 and encodes 444 amino acids. Gene Ontology annotation, biological process: chemical synaptic transmission; G protein-coupled receptor signaling pathway, coupled to cyclic nucleotide second messenger. Gene Ontology annotation, cellular component: membrane; dendrite. Gene Ontology annotation, molecular function: neurotransmitter receptor activity; G protein-coupled serotonin receptor activity.